Columba livia (rock pigeon) is the source of this 2530-nucleotide messenger RNA. It is a transcript of the gene TCHP, whose product is annotated as trichoplein keratin filament binding. Gene Ontology annotation, biological process: apoptotic process. Gene Ontology annotation, cellular component: keratin filament. Lineage: Eukaryota; Metazoa; Chordata; Aves; Columbiformes; Columbidae. The record is from RefSeq and is a predicted model, not a curated record. The transcript has 13 exons. Bases 536 to 2026 code for a protein of 496 amino acids.
GCCCCGGUACCGGUUCCCCCGCCACCCCCAUAGCCCGGGCCCGGCAGGCGGCGAGGGCCAGUUUGGGCACAGGAGGAGGCUGCGCGUCCCACCCCGGUUCACGGCCUGCUGCGGCCCGGAAGCAGCGCGGCUCAGCCCUGGCCUGGCCAAGGCCGCACGGGCACCCGGGAGCCGUGCCCCGGCAGCGGGGGGAGGAAACCGGAGCAUCCCCCGCCGCGGUUGUUGACACCGUCUCGGGUCGCGCUCCGGACGUUCCGCCUCUGGACAGGUCGUGCGGCGAUACCAAUCUCUGGCUCGCACACAGCGCGCUGACACGAGGCCGCAGCCGCCUGUCGCCAGCGGUGACACACACCGGAGACCGCUGGCCGCCACCCUUCUCUCCGCCACUCCGGCCCUCGGCACGUCCCCGGUCACCGCGGCCCGGUUGGAGUUCGGUGCAAGACGAGCUCCGCGGGGAGCGGCCGCCGAUUCCCGUCCCGCGAAGCUCGUCGCGGCCUGUCCCUCGGCGGCGCCCGUAGCGGCCGGCGGCGUUGCCAUGACGACGGGCGGCGGCCGGUGGGAGCGGGCCAUGGCGCUGCGCUGGGCGGCGCGGGGCCGGGCCCCGGAGCGCUGGGCCGCCGAGCGGCGCCGGGAGCUGGAGGCGCGGAACCGGCAGCAGUGGGAGCGGGUCAGCCGCUCCUUCGCCCAGGCCGCCAUUUGCUGCUCCAGGCAGGCGCGGUGGAGCGCGCCCCGCGCCCUCCCGCCCAGCUCGGCAGCGGUGCGGCGGGAGGCGGAGGAGGCGGCGUUGCGGCUGGAGGAGCGGCGGGAGCGGCUGCGGCGGCUGCUGGCCGAGGAGCGGGAGGCGCUGGCGGCGGAGCUGCGGGAGCGGCGGCGGGGCCGCGGGGACGAGCUCGCCGGGAUGCGGCGGCGGAACGAGGAGCUGCGGGCGGGCCGGGAGGAGCGGAGGAGGAAGGUUGCUGAGCAGUUGCUGGACGAGCACCAGAAGAAAACCUACGCUGAGCUCCGGGAGGUAGAGCCGGAGCUGCACAGGAAGCAGGUGCUGGAGGCUUGGGGUGAUCAGCUAAUGCAAAAACCCGAGCAAGAAGCAACUGAACUUGAAAAGAAAAAACGUUAUGAAAAUGAAUAUGAGAUUGCACGAAGGGAAGCGCUGGAAAGAAUGAGACAAGAGGAAGAGAAGCGCCGGCUGGAAGAGAAGAAGCAAGCAGAGGCGUUGCUUCAACAAAUAGAAGAACUGAAAUUACAGGAGGCAGAGGCAACGAAGCUGAAAAAAGAACAGGAUAAUUUAUUAAAGCAGCGGUGGGAGCUGGAGAACUUGGAGGAAGAAAGGAAACAAAUGGAAGAGCACCGAAAGAAGAAAGAGCUUGGUCGCUUUUUGAGGCACCAGUGCGAUGCCCAGUUAAGGAGACGAGCCCAGCAGAUACAGGAGGAGCUGGAGACAGACAGGCAAAUCUUAUUAGCCAUCCUUGAGAAAGAAGGUGAGGAUCAGCGCCGCGAGUCCGCGCGACGAGAACGAGCUGUGGCAGAUGUUGCCUGGAUGAAACGUGUCAUCGAGGAACAGCUCCAGCUAGAAAAGGAGAGGGAGGCAGAGCUGCAGACGAUUUUUAGAGAAGAAGCUAAAAAAGUGUGGGAGAAGAGGGAAGAAGAGUGGGAAAGGGAGAAGAAGGCCAGAGAUCGCCUGAUGAGUGAGGUCCUUGCAGUCAGACAGCGCCAGAUCCAAGAGAAGAUAGAGUUAAACAGACGAGCCCAAGAAGAGUCUAUAAAGUAUCGUGAGCAGCUGAUUAAAGAACUGGAAGAGGCCAAAGAGCUGACGAGGCGAGAGAAGGUGCGGGAGGAGGAGCUGAAGGCAGCGCGCAGGCAGGAGCUGGAGGCACAGCUGACAGAGCGUUGCUCACACCAACAGGAGCAGCAGCAGCGCCAGAGGGAGGAGGAAGAGGAGGAGAGUUUGGUGCAACAGGAGGCUGAGUGCGUGGUGGAGCAGGGCCGUCCCAGCAGGCUCUACAGUUACCCAAAAGCAGCGUGGACCUGAGGAACAAGCAGGAAAUGCAGUUGCAGACUACAAAAAGAAAACUUGGAAGAACCAUGGAACUCUUGCAAUAACAUUGGAAUAGCCCACAACGAUGCCAAGACUCAACUUGGUAGAUUUCUGAAAAUAUUCAGCUGUGGCUCAGCUGAACUCCUGACUUCAAGAACAGAGAGGUGUGAGCAUCCUUGGGGCCUGAACUGCUGCUUCUACUCUGUGUUUCAGAGUUGUGAUGAUGGAUUUUAGUGACAUAUUAUAGAGGGGCAACAUGGCAGAUAAACAGGCCCUUUGGAUCUAAACCAUGACAGGUCUGGGGCUCCUGUGCCCCCCAUGUGCUGUGUUUGCUGUUCCAGGUCAGUUAAUUAAUAAUGCAUAGCAAAUUGGUAAGAUAGAUCACAUGUGUUGUGGUUGUAAUUCUUAACCUGUGGAGUCACCCCCAGAAGGUGCUGAAACUUCACUAUUGGCUUUUUUAUUUAUUUCAUAAAUAAUGAAUAAUUGCAACCUGAACAA